This is a messenger RNA of Podarcis lilfordi (Lilford's wall lizard), 330 nucleotides long. The record is from the annotation of a GenBank genome assembly. NCBI's taxonomy places the organism in Eukaryota, Metazoa, Chordata, Lepidosauria, Squamata, Lacertidae.
AUGAACGCCUCGCUGGGGAACCAGACGGACGUGGUGGGGCUCUUCCUUGCCAACAGCAGCGACUCUCUGGAGAGGGUGCUGCGCUCCUUCACGCCCCGGUCGGUGGUGACCGACGACGGCUUCGUGGUGACCGCGCCGGACGAGAGGAGCCUGUACAUCAUGCGCGUGGUGCAGAUCGCCGUCAUGUGCGUCCUCUCGCUCACCGUCGUCUUCGGCAUCUUCUUCCUGGGCUGCAACCUACUCAUCAAGUCCGAAGGCAUGAUCAACUUUCUGGUGAAGGACAGGCGGCCGUCCAAAGAGGUGGAGGCGGUGGUGGUGGGGCCCUACUGA